Messenger RNA from Setaria italica (foxtail millet), 1910 nucleotides. Its product is annotated as protein NRT1/ PTR FAMILY 5.10. The coding region runs from base 96 to 1709 and encodes 537 amino acids. The transcript has 4 exons. Lineage: Eukaryota; Viridiplantae; Streptophyta; Magnoliopsida; Poales; Poaceae. Gene Ontology annotation, molecular function: transmembrane transporter activity. Gene Ontology annotation, cellular component: membrane. Gene Ontology annotation, biological process: transmembrane transport. The record is from RefSeq and is a predicted model, not a curated record.
AUAUGAUGGUGAUCGCCGCAGACUGCCGCCCCGUCCCACUCCAGUGAUCCAGUCCACCACACACACACGCAGCUGCGGCGCGCGGGGGCGGCGAAAUGGACGCCAACACCCUCCUCCUGCCCUGCUCCGACGGAGCCGUCGCCGGCGCCGUCGACUUCCGCGGGCGCCCGGCGUCCCGGUCCGGCACCGGCCGGUGGUCCGCCGCGAUGUUCGUGCUCGGGGUGGAGAUAGCGGAGAGGUUCGCGUACCACGGCGUGUCGGCGAACCUGAUCAGCUACCUGACGGGGCCGCUUGGGGAGUCGACGGCGGGCGCCGCGGCGGCGAUCAACGCGUGGAGCGGGGUGGCGACCAUGCUGCCCCUGCUGAUGGCGUGCGUGGCCGACGCCUGGCUCGGCCGGUACCGCACCAUCGUGCUCGCCUCCCUCCUCUUCGUCGUGAGCAUGGGCAUGCUGACCGUCUCCGCGCUCCCGGUGUUCCACCAGGACGGCUGCAGCUACAGCUCCAGCUCGCUCGCGUGCUCCCCGUCCCCCGUGCAGGUGGCCAUCUUCUACGUGUCCCUGUACCUGGUGGCGCUGGCCGAGGCUGGGCACAAGCCCUGCGCGCAGGCGUUCGGCGCGGACCAGUUCGACCAGCAUGACCCCAAGGAGUCCGUGUCGAGAAGCUCCUUCUUCAACUGGUGGUACUUCGGCAUGUGCUCCGGCACCGCCGCCACCACCAUGGUCUCCAGCUACAUCCAGGACAACGUCGGCUGGGGCCUCGGCUUCGGCAUCCCCUGCCUCGUCAUGGUCUUCGCGCUCCUCGCCUUCUUGCUCGGCACCAGGAACUACCGCUAUUACACGUCCACCGAAUCAAGCCCCUUUGCUCGCCUCGCCAGAGCGUUCGUGGCGAUGAUCAGAGGCUCCAAAUCGAGCCAAUGCGACAGUCUUGCGACCGACGACGCCGCGCACCGGGAAGAAGUGAAGGGCGUGCUGCGCCUGUUCCCCAUCUGGGCGACGUGCAUCAUCUACGCCGUGAUCUUCUCGCAGUCGUCGACGUUCUUCACGAAGCAGGCAGCGACGCUGGACCGCCGGAUCGGCUCGACGCUCCGCGUGCCGCCGGCGGCGCUGCAGACGUUCAUCAGCCUCACCAUCAUGGCAUUCAUCCCGGUCUACGACCGCGCGUUCGUGCCCCUGGCGCGGCCGUUCACGCGCCUGUCUUCCGGCAUCACCAUGCUGCAGCGGAUCGGCACGGGGCUCGUCCUCGCCAUGGUCGCCAUGGCCGUGGCGGCGCUGGUAGAGAUGAGGCGGCUCGGCGUGGCGAGGGACGCCGGGCUCGUGGACCAGCCGAAGGCGGCGCUGCCGAUGACCCUGUGGUGGAUGCUGCCGCAGUACGUGCUGUUCGGGCUGUCGGACGUGUUCGCCAUGAUCGGGCUGCAGGAGUUCUUCUACGACCAGGUCCCCGACGCGCUGCGCAGCCUCGGGCUGGCCUUCUUCCUCAGCAUCUUCGGCGUGGGACACUUCCUCAGCAGCUUCCUCAUCUCCGCCAUCGACGGCGCCACCAAGAAGAGCGGUGCGAGCUGGUUCUCCAACAACCUCAACCGCGCGCACCUCGACUACUUCUACUGGCUGCUCGCCGGGCUCUGCGCCGUGGAGCUCGCGGCUUUCGUCAUCGUGUCCCGCGUCUAUGUUUAUAAGAAAAGGGUGUCCCACGACAAUGGUGCUGUCAUGUAGAUGUGCCCUGUAUGCUUACUUUCUGUGAAUUGUGAUAUAGUAUAGGAUCGAGGCGUAGAGAAUGAAUAAAAAAAUUGUAGGCUAAAGCUAAACCUUGUUUAUGAUAGUCUUAUGGAAUGAAUCCUUGAACCGAGUUCAACAGCUUAAAGCAUACUGUAAUUAAGUGAUCAAGAUUCAAUGAAUAGUUGUAUUUUAGACUAA